AUGGCGGGCGGCGACGACAUUGCCCGCCCUCGUCUGCUGGGUCCCUUGUCACACAUGGAGCCUGGCUGGCACGCACGCCCGCACGCCCCCUCCCCUCCUCCCUCAGGGACCCCCCCCCCUCGUCCAUCACCACCACCACUACCACUACCACAACCAUCACCACAACCAUCACCAUCCACAACCAUCACCAUCCACAACCAUCACCAUCCACAACCCCGUCCCGCGUCACGUACUCAUGCAGCCCACGCUGCAGCCCCGGCGCAUUGCGCUGUAGUGCCCGUCCAGCCCGCCCGCCGCCCGCAGCCCGCAGCCCGCCGCCCGCCGCUGCUCGGCCACGCCCUCGCAACCUGGCUCGACCAGAAACGACCUGUCGUCAUAGUCGCCGUCUCCCAGGGCACAAAGCCUCCCCCGCCGCUUGGCGCGCCCAUGGAGUGA
Messenger RNA from Exserohilum turcica Et28A, 435 nucleotides. RefSeq lists its product as uncharacterized. The transcript has a single exon. Bases 1 to 435 code for a protein of 144 amino acids. Lineage: Eukaryota; Fungi; Ascomycota; Dothideomycetes; Pleosporales; Pleosporaceae. The record is from RefSeq and is a predicted model, not a curated record.